GGGUGGAGGAGGAAAGCGGGGGGAGGAGUAGGAGGAGGGAGGAGCGCGAGGGCGAGGGUGGCCGGGCUGUGGGAGCCUCGCGUGGCCCCAGUCGCUGCUAGAGGGAGGAAGAGAUCACACCUGCACUCUCCCCUCUCUCGACUCACGCGCACCACGUCGCUGCUCCAAACUCCUCCAACACUCACCUUUCUCCUUCCCCUCAUCCUCCUCCUACUCGUCCUCCUCCAAGUUCUGAAGUCACUCGUUCACUUACAAGGGACGUCUUACCUCUUGAUUCAGCUACAUCCCGCGGUCACAUUAAAUUUUUUCUGAACGCUCUGCUGAACGAACCUCUUUCUCCCGUCAGAGUUAAAGAACUUGUAUAAAAGAACAGACAUUGGAAGACCACUCCCCAAACGCUGGUGCCUCCUCCGGGCUCGUGUAGCAAAGCAAGUGCCACUCUCGAGACCCGCCGCCCAGCCAGACCCUCCGCUUCUCAUUAAAAAGCUAAAAAAAUAAACUAAAUAAAUAUCGUUCCAUGAUCUACACCGAUAACGUCCAGUGCUCAAAGCCAACCAGGUGCCGCUUAGUGUGUUUGUGUCGUCUGUGUUGAAGGUGACGGAGGGGAACACUCGAGGACUCGCUGCACAAGACUCCGUUUCGCCCAGCAGCGGUGGGAGCGCCGCCCCCUCGUGCCGUGCCAGCCGAGCGGCAGACCCCAGCGAGUUGACCCACGUUGUAUCUCCCCGUGACUCGCCGUGCCAGGCCGCGCCCCCUCUCCCGCCCGCCCGGCCGUGCAAGUCUUUCGUCGUAAACAUUGAUUAAUAACCCCAGAGGAAGCGAGACAGAGGAAUAGAGAUAGAGAUAGAUUAAAAAGCGAAAGAAGAAUCUGUAAAUAGAUCAAGCGCGACUACGUGUAAGAGCGAGGUACAAACACGCCGUUUAUUUUGUUGUUGUGACGCCAUUCGUAGACUGAGUUUGAUGUUAUAGAGUAUGUGGUUCCGGUGACUCUAGUGAGACUUGAUGUUGUGUAGCUCCCUUGACGCCCGCUGUCCACUCAGAUGGGAGCCCACCAGAAGCAAGAGAGCGAUGUUCUCUACUGCGAGAAGAUCAGGCUGCCGGAGAACCUGGAAAGCAUCCCUCGGGCAGACCACAUCCCCAGCCAACGUCACCGCUGGAACACCAAUGAAGAAAUUGCGUCACUGCUCAUCAGCUUCGACAGACACACUGACUGGCUCUCCAAGGAGUCAAGAUUAGACCUAAGAGUGGUUCCAUGCUGCUGUACUCAAGGAAGAAGGUUCGCUACCGAAGGGACGGCUAUUGCUGGAAGAAGAGGAAGGACGGGAAGACCACUCGGGAGGACCACAUGAAGCUGAAGGUCCAGGGUAUCGAGUGUAUUUACGGCUGUUACGUGCACUCCGCCAUCCUGCCCACUUUCCACCGCCGCUGCUACUGGCUGCUGCAGAACCCUGACAUCGUGUUAGUGCACUACCUCAACGUGCCCUACCCUGACGACAACAAACUAGUGAUGGCGUCCAGCAUAUCCCUUUGGGCCGACAAGAAAGAGUGGACCAAGGAAGAAUUGAUCAGUCAGCUCAAGCCAAUGUUCUUCAGCGAGGAUGAGCCGGACCUCAACAACGAACUUGAGAUAUCGCCUUCAUGUGGAGGCCGAGUGUACAGCCAGAUCAGCAAGACAGCUGAGACAGUGGAGGCCAUUGUGGCCCAGCUUAUGGAAAAGCAGCGCGUGGCACGAGCAGCAGCAGCGGCAGCGGCUGUGGCAAACAAGAGUGGCGUUGAGUGCGGCUGUGGUGCUAGUGUAGGUGCCGAACACAGCAAGCAGUGUACUCUGCAUCCACUCCGGCGCUUGAGUGUGGCCAAGCUCCCCCACCAUCACCACCACCAUCACCACCACCAUCACCACGAGGGACCCAACACUGUCACCUCCUCCCGCCAGACACUGGUAGCCAUGCCAGCACCCUCAGACAGUGACACAAACCAGCAUAUCUACAACUUUAUGCAUAGCAAAAUUCAAACAAACACCAGAAGCCAGUAUCAACAGGCUCUCCUUUCCGCUAGACUCCACCAAAAACUUACGGUAUCGUCAACGAGUGGGCCAGGUGGGUGCGUCACCCCCCAGUACCAGGGCGUAACUCAGGAGGGGGCCUGCCCACCAGACCCCCCACCCUCUACCAGCAACACCACUAAUAACAACAAUAAUAACAACAAUAGUAACAGCAACACCACCACGUCCAACAACAAUAACAACAAUCUGAACACCACCACAGCUCCGCUAAUCCUAAACCUGUCCAACAUCCAGGGCGGGGGUGGGCUACUCAUCCUCAACAGUGGGGGGGGUGGCGGGCACCACCCAUCUCCACAUCCCCCACUGGCUGGCCCCCUCACGCUCACGUCUUAUCUGGGUCAGCCUCAUCCAGUGUCCACUGCAGCCUCCAUCAUCCAAGGACCUCCUCUCGUCCCUCACUCCACCCAGGUUGCACAUCUUCACCACACCCAUCACCACCACCAUCACCCACAGCAACACCACCUUCACCAGCAACAGCAUCAUGCUUCUCAGCACGGACCACAGCAACAGCAGCAGCAGCAGCAGCAGCAACAACAACAACAACAACAACAACAACAACAACAGCAGCAACAGCAGCAACAACAACAACAACAACAACAACAACAACAGCAACAGCAGCAGCAAGGUGUACCUACAUCUACACAUAAUGCUAAUCUCUUAGUUAAAAGGGAAGGAGAUAAAGAUGUAAUGGAAAGUCUUAAGCUGGAUGCUACAAAUGGCAAUAUUGCCAUGGACUCCGGCACUUUUGCCAAUCUUGUAUCAAGUCUUGAAGCUGGAGAAGCAACAACAAAUCAGCAACAGGAACAACAGCAUCAACAGCAGCAACAACAACAGCAACAACAACAGACACAGCAGCAGCAGCAACACCAGAAUCAGUCCCAGCAGCAGCAGCAACAACCAACCAAGGACACAUUUCUUAGCAUUAAAGCUGAAUUGAAUGAACUUUCAGUUGAGAAAGCUGAAUUAUUUUCUAAUACUCUAGAUCUCUCUCCUGAUGAUAUUCAGAAAACUCUCUCAGCAAAUCUUCCUCCGGGAUCGUGUGGCCGCAAGGCAUCCUCCACUGCCGAUGUCAACCCCAUGGACUUUAUAGAUAAUGACAUGACAUCACCCGAGGAUGAUGUUCUGGCCAAUCUUGAUGCUUUUGAUAUGCUGAGUGAUUUUCCUGAUUUGGAUCAUUAUGACACAUCCCCUCCAGAUAACCUGAAUAGUAAUAAUAGUAAUAGCAGCAGCAGCAGCAGCACAAACAAUAGUGGCAAGUCUGUGACAAAUCAGAGUCAACAGACAACCCGAAUGGACUACAGGGAAAACACUGCUAACAUAACAGACUACUCUCCUGAGUGGGCAUAUCCUGAGGGAGGAGUCAAGGUGCUGGUAACGGGGCCAUGGUAUAGCAGCUCUUCACCUUACACUGUCCUUUUUGAUGGUGUCCCUACAUCCACCACCCUUGUUCAGUCAGGCGUCCUACGGUGCUACUGCCCAGCACAUGAAGUUGGCUUAGUGACUCUUCAGGUUGCCUGUGAGGGUUUUGUUAUCUCCAAUUCUGUGAUAUUUGAGUACAAAAAACCUCCAUCCGAUGAGAACAAAGUCAAAGAGGAGCAGGUCAUACGGGAGCAGGAUGAACACCUCCUCAAAUUUACCCUCCUGCAGCGGCUGGAGACUAUGGAGACGAGGGUCCAGGUUUGCCCAGAUAGCCAGAAAAGCCCAUCCAGUUAUGAAAAUGAUGUCAUGAUGCACAAAGCUCAUAAUUUUGAGGAGCGAGUUGUGUCAUACUGUCAGAGGAUGAGUGGCAAGCAGUGGCUCAGCAUGGACCAUGGCUUUGCCUCCGGCCUGCCUGAGCUGCAUGGCCUCACUCUCCUGCACCUGGCAGCCAUGCUAGGUUAUUCUAGGUUAAUCGUUACAUUAUUGCGAUGGCGUGAGGAAAAUCCAUCUUUGGUGCUGGAGUGUGAGGUGGAUGCCUUACGUCAGGACUCCCGGGGCUGCACUCCUCUCAGCUGGGCCUGCACCCGAGGCCACCGCCACACUGCCCUUCUGCUUUAUCGCUGGAACUCACAAGCAUUGCACUCCAGAAAUCAGCUGGGACAGACUCCCCUGCAGUGUGCUACCAUUAAUGGUCAUCAUGCUCUAGCAGAGGAAUUACAACAGCUGGAUGGACAGAGAGAUCAAAGAGGCAGCUUAGAGGGACUAAACUUAUCCCUCUCAUCUUCCUCUUCCUCCUUGUCCCAGCUGUCUACCAACAGCAAUACCUCCACUACCACUUCAUGCAGCAACACCACAAGCCUCAGUCCUGGCUCCUCUGUGCUUGGAGUAGCUCACCACUCACCAGAUGUGUUUCUCCGACCUUCUCCCCGCAGAUGUGACUUCAAGAAGCAACGGCACCUCAGUGUAGACCUUCCUCUCAGCAGCGAACAGGAUCUUGGGCGUCCAGUCAGUUGUUUGUCACCUGCCUCGUCCUGGAGUGACACUUCAGUCCGCCGUGGCAAACUCAUCAAGAGACCUUCAGUUGACUCCGGCAUUAAUUUAGCCAAUGUGGACAAUUACAAGAGAACCAGUUUAGACUCAGGCCUUGACAUCUUGCAGAAGUAUUCCAGAGGUGAUGGUUCCAGCCCCCAGGUGUCAACACCCUCUCUUACCCUGGACAACCAUGGAGAAGAUAUUGUGGACUCUCCUAUGCCCUUCCAGUUUACACCAGGUGGAAGCUGCCAGUUACAGGCGGAGGGAGAGGAGGAGGAACAUUCAUCCCUCAGAGGUGUGGACAGUAGCUAUGCAAGCCGACGAGAAUCGCUCAGCUCAGAGAUGGCUGGCCUGGCUGCCCCAGAUGAUAGUCGUGUUCUCACUCUUGCUGAGCAGAUCAUAGCUGCACUUCCUGAGCGAAUUAAGAGUGAUGGAGAAGAACUGAUGCAGCUCGAGUCCAGCCCAGUAUCAGCUGAUCCACCUUCAUCAGACCUGGACAUGGAAGUAAUUCUGGAUGAACCUCCAGAUACCACACCCGAGUUCAACUUUGAGCUAUCAGAUAUUACAUCAUAUAGAUAUAUUGAUGUUGGUACUCCAAGCUCCUCCAUGAGUCCUGCCUCCUCCAGCUGUCUCCCUUCCCCUGCCUCUUUCACCCUGGAGAGCCCUUCACCUCCACCCACUACAGCUGACUUCUCAGAGUUUUUUCAAGCCUCCACCAGAGAUUUUUCUCGAGACUUCUCCAAUUUAACUUUGUCAGAUCGGGAGCAGCGAGAGCUUUAUGAGGCUGCCAAAACCAUACAGAAGGCAUACAGACUGUACAAGGGCCGGAAACGCCUCCAAGAACAGGAUAAGGAAAGACAAGCAGCCAUUGUCAUUCAGAAUUACUAUAGACGCUAUAAACAGUAUGUUUACUUCAGACAAAUGAGUAGAGCUGCUACUUUAAUCCAAAAUCAGUUUCGCUCUUAUUGUGAGCAUAAACGCUUCAAGAAAAGUUUGGAGGGGACCCAUACAAAUGUUAACUUUACUCUGAGAGGGUCACGGGAAACUACUCCCAUCCCUACAUUGAAGCGAACCUAUUCCCAGCGCCGACAACACCAGGCAGCCCGCAAGAUUCAACAAUUUAUGAGGCAGACAAAGCAAAAAGAGAGCGAGCGCAAGCGGCCGAAAGAGAGAAGGUGGGCCAGGGGUGCCAGGUGGUGGGUCAGGGGUGCCAGGGACCAGCAGUGGGGGGAGCAGUGGUGGGGGGGGUCGCAAUUCAGCAACCCCUCCCACCUCUUCUCCACCAGCUCCCUCCAGCACGGGCGGGCCCCUCAUCGGAGCACUCCCACCGCGACACAGACCCUUUACUCUCGAGCACAGCCCAUGCACCUGACCAAAAUGACCAUCAGGGCUGCCAUUGAAGCCAUCAGAUGGAAGAAUUGUCAAGUACAGAUGGACAAAGGCAAGUUAAUGCAAAAGCGCCUGUGCUCAACCAUUACCUGUAGGCGAGAGUUGACAAAAGUAUUGCGUUACUGUAGUGAUUCACCAGUACAGUGGACAGAACUUCCUAGGGCUCUGUGAUGUGCAAAUAGAGAACUAACUGGCAGCCACAGCUGCAAGGACUGUGCAUUGAGGUCAACAAUGCCAGGAUAACAAACUCUGCCACUGUGUGCUCCAGCUCUACUGACCGUCAGCAUUAAAAAGCAUAAUUUGCAUUGUAAUUUGCCUAUCCAAUUGAAAGCUACAUAGUUUUAUUGCAUAUUAUUUUCUUUGUGUAUAGUUUUAUGGCUAAUUUUAGCAGAAAGCGAUCAAUAAUUAAUUUUUUCAGCAUUUAGAACAAAUUCAUCUAGAGCUACCAACACUGCCUAUGAUUAAUUUAAUUGGAAAAGGAAAUAGACAUGAUUGUGUUUGCCCCCAAAGAUUAUUAUAAUAAGAGAUAUGAAGGCAUAAUAUGAGGCUUAGUUAUUUUUGUCAUAACAGGUUACAUAUACUGUAUUGUUGAUUUUGAUUGUCUACCUCAUUUGAAAAGUAUUCCUGUUAAGGUGACAUGAAUAAAGUAUCCAACUUUCUCAUUAUUGUCCACUUUAACAGUUGUGCACUCUGUAUCAUGUAUAUUCAUACAAUAGUUGUUAAAAAAAUUGUUCCUCUGUUUAACAUUUGAUAAGCCAGAGCUGGAUUAGGGAAGAUUGUGUGAUAAAACAAUGCCAAUCACAAACUACAGGUGUUGUGUGACUUUUGAGCUCAUUACACUUUGAUAAGUUGAAUGAGUGAGCUCAUCAAACUACAUGCCAACAUCCAGAAGGGCUUUGUGAUUCGCAUCAAUUACUCGUUAGGGGUGGGCGUGGGGGAUGCUAUGAAAGACAGUAGAGAAUUAUUUUAAUCUUCACUAUUUUCAAGCAUUGUACAAAUUAUUCCCAUGCUUCAAGAUAGCAAGACUAGUGCAUAAAACUGGAAGGCUUAUAUGGCAAUAAUGAUGCAUAAUGUUAUUGAAGAUAAGUUCUUCCAUAAUAUUCCUUUGGCCUUAAUAUUUGUUUGAGAAUAUGUAUUUAAAGUGUUUAUAUAUAAUUACAGUUGUCAGAUGGUAACUAUUUUUAAAAUUGAUAUACUUGAUAUUCAGUGUCAUCAGAAUAGAUAGAAGGUCUUUCCCUUAUAUUUUGACAUGAAUUUCUUAUAUGCUUAGAAAAAAACAAAAAGAUAAUAGCUUGAGCUAUUGUGCUUUCAGUGAGCAAGUUCUGUAGGAUGUAUAUGAGACGUUAUGAUACACAGAUGUGUGGGUGUGUGCAUGUGUGUGUGAAAGCAAGUGAGAGAGAGAGAUAAUAGAAAAAUUUAGUUACCUGAUAUUACUUCAGCCAUUCAGGGGUGUCAGUGAGUGUGACCUUCCAUGCACACUACUGAGCAAGGCUGAGAGAGAAGAGACAUGAUACUGUUAAUGCUACGGUACAAAACAGUCCAGGGUGGUGGAGGGGCCACCCUCUGGCACCAUAUGUGCAGUGUGUUGUGGUUCACAGUUGAGGCAGGUCCUCCCAGCACCACAGUGUCCUGGUUUGUUAUAGUUCAUGGCUUACCAAGACAUUAUAUCUAGUCCCUAAAAGCCAUCAACUAGUGACCUACCUACCAUUUUCUACUAGAUGGAUAUUAGCUAGGCAUCUUGCUUUUUAUUGAACAUAGAGAAGGGAAGUUCUUAUCAUUCUGCAAUGCUUGAUUCAAUCUUCCCUUUCUAAAUAUCUAUUUUUCUUGCUGGAGAACAGAGUUACAUAUAAUGGGCCAAGUACAUUGCUGGACACGAGACCAGGCUUAGGCCCACAUAUAAUAGUUUAUUAUAGCGAUAAUUUAGAAAUAUCCCAGCUUUUUAGAGUUAGCAUCUCUAGUUUCAAAGUAUAAGCUUAUUUUCUUUACCUAAUUUACUCUUUGAGCCUAGAGAUGCUCUCAUUCUUGAUUAAUCUCCGAUACAAUGUAGAUAAUAUUUACUCCUGAGAGUGUUUUGCAUGAUGUUUGACCCCAUCCUCAUGAUGAGCUGUUUUUGAUUUUUCCCCUCUCUGGAGAUUCUAUGCUUGGCAGAGUGGCACAAUAAUAUAAUGAAAACAUUGUAUAUGAGAUAAUAAAUAUAAGGGUAAGUUUAUAAAUUACUGCCAACAAAAAAGUCUCAAAGUCCAAAAAGUAUUAUAUAUACCAGACAUCCAAUAGCAACUACCAUAUUUUCUGUAAUUAACGGAAUUUGUAUUCAUGCAUAUAUAGGAAUUUUAUAGUGAUGCAGAAGCAGAAGUUAGGUAGAUACCUAUAAAUAGAUAUUAGUAUGUAUUUUGGUACACUUUCAAUUGGAAAUCCCAAAGAUGUCUAGAAUUGCACCCUAAGCACAUGCAAGCAAAUAGCUGUAUAAUAUAAGAUGUUAAAAGAAUUGAUGAACCUUUAUUGGUUAGGUUUCCUGUAAGAUAGCAAGAAAUGCAAAAGAGAAUAAUAUCCAGGUAAAAUUAUGUUUCAUGAAUAAAAGCAAUAAUUAUCUGUUUACUCUUCCUUCUACUAUGCGUGAGUGCUUAGGUAAAUCUUAUGAACACCAGUAAAAUAAUAACUUCCUUCUGCAGUAUGAUAAAUUAUCAGUAUUUAUUUAGCAUUAGAACUGUGGGAAAGCAAAUGUUCUUAAAAUUCUAUUCUUGACAAGAUGAGGAGCUGUAUUUUUUUUAAAGGCAGAAUGGUAAUGCUAGGAUGAUUGAAAGUAUGUAAUUAGCCAGUCCAUGCUCUCUUGGCAGUCUAUUUUUCAGGCAAUGUAUUUUAUUCAUCAUCUAUAGUUUAGUGAAAAUAAAAAUAUAAGAAUAGAUUUACUACAUACUAUUGUGUUCAUGCAGACCAAGGAGCAGAGAAUAAAUAUUAGAUUUUUUUUUCCUCAAACAUAGAUAGUUUAUAUACUUCAAGAGAAUUAUAGCAACUGCUUCUUGGUUUGCGCUGAGCCACGCAUCAGACUUUUGAUACCUUGCCAGAAGGUGCUCAGAACCUCUUCUCGAGAGAUGUUAAGAGCCAAGCAUCAGGAAAGUUCUUGUACAUACAGCGCUGUAUAUUACUCAUAAGAAGAAAGAGAAAAUUAAAACAUCCACAUCUUGUAUAUAGCUGUUGAUCAUGUUAUAAAUUUUAUUCUCUAUUAAGUCAAUUAAGACUGUAGUGAGUCAUGCAAAAGAUAUUCUUCUGGGACAAUUUUCUUAUUUGCUAUUCCUGCAUCUCUUUCCCUGUCUCUAAAACAUGACCAAUAAUCCAAGGCUUUUUUUGAAAUUCAGUAUUGUGUUUUGUUCUGUGAUAUGUACUGAUUCUGAAUUCACCCAAUACUUGCCUGUGUCAGAUUACUUUUCUAGGUGAAAUGCAGCCCACCAGCAUAGUUGUAAAUUAAUUAGUUGAAAAAAUUCUCAGAAUUCAUGAAAAAAAAAAUUAUAUAUAAGAACACUGACACUGCAUGUUCUAAUUCUUAAUAAAAGUAUGUAUUAAGUAUUUCAACUGUGUAACAGCAGAAUGUGUACCUCUUCACUGUUACAUACCAGUAUGCUCAGUAAGCUCACUUCUUAAUGAUUGAGCUGUAGCCAGAGUUGAACAAUGAAUAUUCAUCUGUAGCUUAUUGGGUGUAGGUCUCAUUUCUGACAAGUUACUUAGUUUCUGAAGUAAAUUUGUUUCCAUAAAGUCUUGUACUGGUAAUUAAAUAAAACUUUAAAAGAAUUUAAA
Portunus trituberculatus (swimming crab) is the source of this 9691-nucleotide messenger RNA. RefSeq names its product calmodulin-binding transcription activator 1-like (gene Camta). The record is from RefSeq and is a predicted model, not a curated record. The coding region runs from base 1253 to 6073 and encodes 1606 amino acids. Gene Ontology annotation, biological process: regulation of transcription by RNA polymerase II. Gene Ontology annotation, cellular component: nucleus. Gene Ontology annotation, molecular function: transcription coregulator activity; protein binding; double-stranded DNA binding. Lineage: Eukaryota; Metazoa; Arthropoda; Malacostraca; Decapoda; Portunidae. The transcript has 28 exons.